AUGAACUAUCGAAUAGUUAGUAAAAUAAGUAGGUUUCCAUGUUUAAGCCAUAAACGAUAUUUAGGCAACAUAGUUAGGGGACCCACAUCGUUGGAGAUUAAAAAAAAUUUCGCAUAUGCUAUGGAUAUGUUCAAAGACAAAUCAUAUACUUAUCAUGACUUUAAGCAAAAAUGUGAAUCAUUACGAAUUUUUAUUUAUUUUGGAAUUGUUGGAUAUUGUGCUUUAGACAUGUUACUCAAUCCAUUAAAGUCAUCAUAUUGGAAUCAGUUUUUACCUGUUAAUUUGGUGAAAAAAUUUUUUGGCUUUUUUUCAAAAGAAGAAAAUAAUAUUUUUAAACAUAAUGGAAAUGCAUCCUAUGAAAAAUAUAUUGAAUUAAUUAAAUAA
This is a messenger RNA of Plasmodium vinckei vinckei, 384 nucleotides long. RefSeq names its product conserved Plasmodium protein, unknown function. The transcript has 2 exons. The record is from RefSeq and is a predicted model, not a curated record. NCBI's taxonomy places the organism in Eukaryota, Apicomplexa, Aconoidasida, Haemosporida, Plasmodiidae. The coding region runs from base 1 to 384 and encodes 127 amino acids.